AUGACACCUGUGCACUUUGCUUUCUCAACAACAUUUAUUUUAGGACUUAUAGGAUUAACUUUUCACCGAAAUCAUUUACUCUCAGCCCUUUUAUGUUUAGAAGGAAUGAUAUUAUCAUUAUAUGUUGCUUUAUCCUUAUGAACACUUCAAUUAAAUUCGAUUAGCUUCUCCCCCACCCCUAUACUAAUACUUGCUUUUUCAGCAUGUGAAGCAAGUGCUGGGUUAGCCCUGUUAGUAGCAACCUCUCGAACACACGGGACUGAUCGCCUUCAAGCCUUAAAUAUCUUACAAUGUUAA
Molecule: messenger RNA, 297 nt
Organism: Hippocampus comes (tiger tail seahorse)
Lineage: Eukaryota; Metazoa; Chordata; Actinopteri; Syngnathiformes; Syngnathidae
Source: the annotation of a RefSeq genome assembly